GCAGCACGUCCGGAACAGCCGCGGCUCCAACAAAUACGAGGGGUGGCCGGAGGCGCUGGAGCUGGGGGGGUGCGUCCCCCAGAGACCCCCGGGGUGACCCCAAAACCGGGGGGACCCCGAAAUAUCCCGGGGGGACCCCAGAAAUCCGGGACCCCAAAAAUGUCCGGGAUCCCAAAAUGUACAGAGACAAUAAAACCCACAAAACCCACAGAGA
Molecule: messenger RNA, 214 nt
Organism: Zonotrichia albicollis (white-throated sparrow)
Lineage: Eukaryota; Metazoa; Chordata; Aves; Passeriformes; Passerellidae
Source: RefSeq, a predicted model, not a curated record